GGAACUUCAAACCACUGUCAAACACAUGUGGCACCGGGCCAAACGUCACUGGUCUGGAUUUCCGACAACACGUGAAUAGUUUUCGUGUAUUUAUUGUAGAUAAAAUCAGGACGCAAUGGCAUUGAAACGCCUCAAAACCAAAAAGUCAAAACGCUUGCCAGCCCGACAAAAAUACAAAAUCCUCAAAAAGGUCCGCGAACACAACCGCAAAGUUCGCAAGGAGGCGAAGAAGCAAAACAAGGGCAAGAGCAAGAAAGCGAAACUCAUCCAAAUCCCCAACAUUUGUCCGUUCAAGGAGGAAAUCCUGAAAGAUGUGGAACAAGCGAAGAAGCAACAAGAAGCCGAGCGACAACGGCGUCGCGAGGAAAUGCAGAAAUUGCGCGAGGAGACCAAGGCCAAAACGCUGGUGGAUAUGGUCAACACGGCCGAGAUGAGGGGAUCAGUUUAUGAGACUAUGCACGAUGACGGUGAAGCGGAAGAGGAGAAAAUCUAUGAUGGCAACAACAAGAAAGAAAAUUCGCUGAAGGCGUUCUUCAAAGAGUUCAGAAAAGUGAUUGAGACUGCUGAUGUCGUAUUGGAAGUAGUUGAUGCCAGAGAUCCUCUAGGAACUCGAUGCGUAGAAGUUGAGAAAGCAGUUCGGAAUGCGGGGGGUCAAAAGCGAAUCGUGUUGAUUCUAAACAAGGCUGAUUUAGUUCCAAAAGAAAAUCUGAAGAAAUGGCUUACAUACUUCCGUAAACGUGGUCCUGUUCUACCAUUCAAGGCAUCGACACAAGAUCAAGCUUCAAAAUUGGGACGACGUAAAUUCAAAGACAUGAACUCAAAUAAGGGGAUGCAAGGAUCUGUUUGCAUCGGUGCAGAGCUGUUGAUGUCCGUUCUUGGAAAUUAUUGUCGCAACAAAGGGAUUAAAACGUCGAUUCGAGUUGGCAUUGUGGGUAUACCCAAUGUUGGAAAGAGUUCAAUAAUCAAUUCACUGAUACGAGGAAAAGCUUGUAGUGUUGGCUGUACACCAGGCGUGACAAGAGCACUACAAGAAGUUGAAUUAGACUCAAAAAUCAAACUUAUCGAUAGUCCCGGUAUUGUGUUUUCAAACGCUAGCUCAUCAGAUAAAUGUGCUCCUGCAAUCUUGAAGAACGCUCAACGGAUAAGUGAUGUCAAAGAUCCAUUCUCAAUUGCCGAAGAAGUCCUUAAACGAGCAAGCAAAGAGUAUUUCUGUAAAUUGUAUGACAUCACAAAUUAUAAUUCGUAUGAGGAAUUCUUCGCGAAAAAGGCGAAAAGGACAGGCAAAUUCUUGAAGGGUGGGAUCCCAGAUACUGAAGCAGCUGCCCGAGGUGUCCUGAUAGAUUGGAACACAGGAAAAAUCAAGUACUGCACACAACCACCAGAAGAUGAAAACGAAGCUAGUGCCCAUAUCAGUGCCGAAAUCGUUAGCUCGGAAAUGCGCGAAUUUGAAAUAGACAAUUUUGAAGAAAUGGAGACGGACAUAAUUAACAAAUUUGAAACAAAAGCAGAAGAUGUAAUGGAAAUUGCAUCAACUGGACCAGUCGUCAUGAAAACACCCGAACCAACAAUUAUUGAAACUGAGGAGGAAGAAAGCAGUGCUCCGAAAAUGAAAAAGCGAAAGGCCAAUGAUGAUGGUGGGGAGAAGGAGAAGGCAGACCCAUCAACCUUGCUAGACGGCAAUCAAACAAUUAACAAAUCAAUGAAGCAAGCGCAGAAGAAAAAGAAGAAGCAAAUGCUUCGCAACGAAAAGAAAGUAUCAGCCGUGGCCGAUGUUUUAGAAAACUUUACCUUCGGCACAAAGGCAGAUGAGAAAUAUGAUUUUGAAACAGAUUACACCAUGAAAGAUGAAUAAUUUAGGAUUGUAAUUUAGUUUUAAAUGUACUGUUAAAAUAUUGUUUAAUAUUAAACAUUUUUAUCAACUUGAA
Hermetia illucens (black soldier fly) is the source of this 1925-nucleotide messenger RNA. It is a transcript of the gene Ns1, whose product is annotated as guanine nucleotide-binding protein-like 3 homolog. Bases 116 to 1852 code for a protein of 578 amino acids. Lineage: Eukaryota; Metazoa; Arthropoda; Insecta; Diptera; Stratiomyidae. Gene Ontology annotation, cellular component: nucleolus. The record is from RefSeq and is a predicted model, not a curated record. Gene Ontology annotation, molecular function: GTP binding. The transcript has 7 exons.